This is a messenger RNA of Achroia grisella, 410 nucleotides long. RefSeq names its product transcription elongation factor SPT4 (gene spt4). Lineage: Eukaryota; Metazoa; Arthropoda; Insecta; Lepidoptera; Pyralidae. The transcript is spliced from 4 exons. Gene Ontology annotation, biological process: mRNA processing; chromatin organization; positive regulation of DNA-templated transcription, elongation. Gene Ontology annotation, cellular component: DSIF complex; nucleus. Gene Ontology annotation, molecular function: RNA polymerase II complex binding; zinc ion binding. The coding region runs from base 49 to 399 and encodes 116 amino acids. The record is from RefSeq and is a predicted model, not a curated record.
AUUCAUCUAUUGUAGAAACUGCAACGGUGUAAACUCGUAACCUCAAAUAUGUCUUUAGAGACGGUACCAAAAGAUUUAAGAGGCUUACGUGCCUGUUUAGUUUGUUCUUUAAUAAAGACAUUUGAUCAGUUUGAAUAUUAUGGAUGUGAUAACUGUGAUGAAUUUUUACGAAUGAAGAAUAAUAAAGACAAUGUUUAUGAUUGCACUAGUAAUAACUUUGAUGGGAUGAUUGCAGUUAUGAGUCCUGAAGAUAGCUGGGUUUGCAAAUGGCAACGGAUAAGUCGGUUUUGUAAAGGAGUAUAUGCAAUAUCUGUGUCUGGCCGUCUACCUGCUGGUGUGAUCAGAGAAAUGAAAAGCAGAGGCUAUGUGUACAGACCCAGAGAUACAAGUCAGAGAUAACUUAUAAUCUU